GCCGGUUUUCGAGUUUUUUUUUUCAAAUAAAUAACAAAAAGCAUGACGCUAAAACAUGCUAAUUUUAUUGUAAACCCUUGUUGGUUCUCAUAACCAAAAAUUAUACAAUAUUAUCAAUUAUCAUUUAUAUCGUGCAACAGCCACGAUGCCGGUCCUGCAUUAUCGUGCAUGGAAAUCCACUUGACGCGCGCGCGUGUUUUGCAUAUUAUUGUGUACUUAACUCAUCAUUAUCAUUUAUAUAUAUGAUAUUUAUCUACCUAUACAACAAUAAUACAAGUAGACUUGUUGACUGGAUUGUCGCACACUCGCACGGCCAACGUGUAUUAUUAUCGUUUUUUCCUAUAGAGAAUAUUAUACCCUUCUCACGUUUGCUUGCGAUCCAUUGCAAUAGUAGUACUACGCUUACAUUUAGUAGAAUUCGACCGCAAUCGCCAUUUACACCUAUUUAAUAGGUUUUAUGAAAAUGGUCCAUCAAAAAAACUCCAAAUUGUUGGUGGUCUGCGGCCCGUCAGGCUCCGGCAAAUCCACGUUGUUGUUGAAACUGUUCGAUGAGUUUGCCGACAAAUUUGGCUUCUCAGUGUCGCACACCACUCGUCCUCCGCGUAACUUUGAAGUGGACGGCCAACACUAUCAUUUUACCACCAAAGAAGAAAUGCAAGCGUGCAUAGAUCGGGGCGAAUUCCUCGAGCACGCAGUUUUUUCCAACAACAUGUACGGCACUAGCUUAAGCGCUGUUCAGGCCGUGCUGAAGAGCGGUAAAGUUUGUGUACUCGAUAUUGACACGCAAGGUGUGAUGCAAGUAAAAAAGAUAACUUCCCUAAAACCUGUCUACGUAUUCAUCAAGCCUCCCAGCAUCCAAGAGUUAGAAGCCCGACUACGUAAACGAGCAUCAGAAUCUGAAAGUACCCUCAAAUCGAGAUUGUCUACAGCAGAACAAGAAAUAAAUUAUGGGGAAACGCCGGGAAACUUCGAUUUUGUUAUAGUAAACGAUUCGUUGGACAAAACAUAUGCCGCAUUUAAAGACUUUAUAUUUAAGUCUUUAGAUAUUAAAAAAGAUUGAAGUCAUUCAAUUUCAUGAUUCACCAUUGCCACUGUCGGUUGCAUCAUCUUGAUAUUCGUCUUCAGAGUUUGCAUCCGAUUCGACAUCUAAGUCGUAGUCUUCGACGUAAAAAUCACUGUCCAUAGCGGCUGCUGAAGUCGAAGAACGAGCUGUUGAACUGACUUUACAGUAAUCUUCUAAUGUAAGCGGAACAACAACACCAUCUCGUUCAGCCUCUAAUCGGCCGCUAACAACUUGUUUUCUAAAAACAUUUCAAAUAUUUGGUAAUAUGAGAAGAAA
Adelges cooleyi (spruce gall adelgid) is the source of this 1339-nucleotide messenger RNA. RefSeq lists its product as uncharacterized. Gene Ontology annotation, cellular component: cytosol. Gene Ontology annotation, biological process: purine nucleotide metabolic process. Bases 458 to 1060 code for a protein of 200 amino acids. Gene Ontology annotation, molecular function: GMP kinase activity. The transcript has 5 exons. The record is from RefSeq and is a predicted model, not a curated record. Lineage: Eukaryota; Metazoa; Arthropoda; Insecta; Hemiptera; Adelgidae.